UCUUCUUUACGUGCCAAGUUUAUUAUUUUCAUUGGGCAUCUCACUUGUCCUUUUAAAUACGUAGUCUCACACGUCUUCUCACUGCAUUAUCAUCAUCAUCUUUCAUCUUCAUGCUCUUCUUCUUAUUGAAGAGCUCCAUUGAUAGAACGUUUUUCAAUUUGUCUCUUGUUCUUCUGAUUCAUUCACUAUUGUAUUGAUAUAAUCACUUACAUACGGUGCAUGUAUUUUCAUUUCAACAUGGAGUUUGAGCAAUCCAUGUCCAUGUUGAGGGACUUCAUUACUGCUCAAAGAAAGAUUAGCAACUCAAAGCUUAAGCAGAGCCAUAGCCAAAAUUGUGAUAGUAGCAGCAGAAGCUCACCUAGAUCAAGUAGUUCACAAGCACAGGAUCAUCUGGAUGAUGAAGAUGUUGCAGUUGCUAGAUUAGAAUCAUUUGAAAUGCCCAUGAGUGAUGAUUCUUCAGAGAAGAAACUGUCAUGGCUACGUUCUCAAAUUAUCGGAGGCGAUCUAGAAUUUGAGUCCCCCUUCGGAAAGCGUAGGCUCACUUAUGCGGAUCACACAGCCUCUGGCCGGUGCCUUCACUACAUAGAAAAUUAUAUCAUCAACAAUGUUCUUCCCUUCUACGGUAAUAGUCACAGCAGUGACAGUUACGUGGGCGAACGGACAACGAAAAUGGUGCUUGAAGCAAGUCAAUAUGUGAAGAGAUGCCUGGGCGGCAGAGAAGAUGAUGCACUAAUAUUUUGUGGAUGGGGCACAACAGCAGCUAUCAAAAGGCUUCAAGAAGUGAUGGGAAUUGCUAUUCCAUCAACAAUGAGAGAUAGGGUACUAAAGUGCCUCCAAAUUAGCAGCAGUGAAGAAAGAUGGGUGGUUUUUGUUGGACCCUAUGAGCACCACUCGAACAUUCUCUCAUGGCGGCAAAGCCUAGCCGAGGUGGUGGAGAUUGGUUUAGAUGAGGACAAUGGCCAAAUAGACAUGGAAGCUCUAAGGCUCCAACUUACCUUCUAUCAAUCCACAAACAGGCCAAUGUUGGGUUCUUUCUCAGCUUGCAGUAAUGUCACAGGAACUUGCACCGACACCAGAGCUCUAGCCCGUCUGCUUCACCAAUUUGGCGCCUUUGCAUGCUUUGACUUCGCAGCUAGUGGUCCUUAUGUGGAGAUUGACAUGAGGUCAGGGGAGAUUGAUGGGUACGAUGGCGUUUUCCUUAGCCCUCAUAAGUUUGUUGGGGGCCCAGGUUCCCCAGGCAUCCUUCUAAUGAGCAACCAACUCUAUCAGCUCAGAACUUCUCCUCCAUCAACCUGUGGAGGUGGCACUGUCAAUUAUGUCAAUGGCUUCAAUGACAAGGACACAUUAUAUGUAAACGACAUAGAAGAAAGGGAAGACGCUGGAACUCCGCCAAUCAUCGGGAAAAUCAGAGCAGCAUUGGCAUUUUGGGUGAAAGAGUACAUUGGUUACCAAGUGAUAGAAAAACAAGAGCAUGACUACAUAGAAAGAGCACUAGAGAGGCUUGUACCAAAUCACAACAUAUGUAUCUUGGGCAAUACAACCGCCAAGCGACAAGCUAUCCUGUCUUUCCUUAUUUACUCCACCGUCUAUUCUUCUUCUGCAUCAUCGGAAAAUGUCAUACAAACUGACAAUAUCAAUGGAAAAGAGAUAAGCGGAAGCAAUAAAGGACUUUACAUGUGGAGAGAGAUCGGUAACAAAAGGGAUAAGCCCUUCCAUGGGCCUUUUGUUGCGAAGCUUCUCAAUGACCUGUUCGGCAUCCAGGCUCGUGGUGGAUGUGCUUGUGCUGGACCUUAUGGCCACAUUUUGCUAAAUGUUGACCAGCCUCACUCGCUUGCCUUCAGAUCCGCUAUUCAAACGGGUUACAGUGGAGUGAAGCCUGGUUGGACAAGAAUCAGCUUCCCUUACUACAUGUCGAACGAAGAAUUCGAGUUCAUUUUAGCCGCGUUGGAAUUCAUAGCUAUUUAUGGCCAGAGGUUCCUUCCAUUGUACCACUUCAAUUGGAAAACUGGGGCCUGGACCUUCAAGGAAAUGGCACUGAGGGAGAUUUUGCAAGGAGAGGAGCCAAACUGCAAUUUCUGUGGUUCUUCAAUGGCAAUGGCAACCCGUGGUGGUGGUGUGACCAUGCAGGGACUGAACCUCGGUUGUCAUGAAUCAAAUGAGCACCAUGAUGGAGAUGUAAAUGAUCACGUCGGGGUGAUUGGCAAGUAUGCAUCCUAUUUGGCAACUGCCAAGAGCAUAGCCAGCCUGCUCCCAAAAUUCCCGCCUCAACGCAAAAUUCCAGAGGCCAUAGACCUUGAGCUCAUACCCUUUAGGGUCUAGCUUCAGCUUCAUACUCCCAAUGGAUUUUUUCACUCACUAUACUACAUUUUAUUUGUUCUUUUUCCUAAUAUAUGUGCUUUCUC
Messenger RNA from Camellia sinensis, 2402 nucleotides. RefSeq lists its product as uncharacterized. The record is from RefSeq and is a predicted model, not a curated record. Lineage: Eukaryota; Viridiplantae; Streptophyta; Magnoliopsida; Ericales; Theaceae.